AUGGACACGAGACCAACCUGGGACUGGAGUGCCACGACCGGACGCGAGUCCGCGCCGUACGCCGCCACAAAUCUCGGGACCGAAUCUUCGGGACGGUCACGGGCUGACGGCUCACGCGAUGCAUCUCCAGAUGCCCGUCCCGCAGAGGAGCCACGCGCGGCCCCUCGGGAGAAGGCCCAGAGCCGUCGCUACGGCCCGCGAACCUGUCGCAUCUGCCUAGACACCGAGCAGCCCAGGUACCCGACAGACAUAACGUCGACGCUCGGCAUCUCUUCCGCGUCGUCGCGACCGACCUACGUGUCCGACGACCCCGAGCUGGGCCGGCUGCUGUCCCCGUGCAAAUGCAAAGGCUCGCAAAAGUACGUCCACGAGGGAUGCCUCAACUCGUGGCGGCUGUCGAACCCAAUGGCGGCGCGAAACUACUGGCAAUGUCCCACGUGCAAAUUCAACUACCGGCUGGCCCGCCUGCACUGGGCAUCGAUGCUGAGCAGCAAGCUGGCGCAGGUUGCGCUGACGUUCGUCGUGCUCGUGGUCGGCAUCUUCAUCCUCGGGUUCAUCGCGGAUCCGAUUCUCGACCUCUGGUUCGACCCGGUCGGCACCAUCAGCGAUACGGUCACAAGUGUGGUCUCGGAUCUCGAAGCCAGGAGGCCGCCGCCGUACGAGCCGCCGACCACGUGGGCAGAGCACUUCACCAAAGGCUUCUUCUCUCUUGGCUUCGUCGGCUUCAUCAAGUCCCUCAUCGCCAUGGGCCCCUGGCAGUGGCUGAACCUCCGGACGAGCGGCUUGCUGGGGUCCGGGCGCCGGCGCGGCACCGGGCGCGCUCGGAUGGACAACUUCAACCUCUUGUUCGUCCUGAUUGGCGCCUUCACGUUCCUCAUGGCCAUCUGGAAGGCGGUCAGGGCGUUGAGCUCGCGGGUGCUGCAGAACAUGAGCGACAAGGUCCUCGACGUCGGCGAGGACACGGGUGACGAUGGCGACGACGACGCCGAGGGAGAAGCGCGUGACGAGCACAGGAAGGAUCAAUAA
Purpureocillium lilacinum is the source of this 1026-nucleotide messenger RNA. RefSeq lists its product as uncharacterized. NCBI's taxonomy places the organism in Eukaryota, Fungi, Ascomycota, Sordariomycetes, Hypocreales, Ophiocordycipitaceae. The record is from RefSeq and is a predicted model, not a curated record. Gene Ontology annotation, molecular function: zinc ion binding.